Messenger RNA from Microthlaspi erraticum, 1344 nucleotides. NCBI's taxonomy places the organism in Eukaryota, Viridiplantae, Streptophyta, Magnoliopsida, Brassicales, Brassicaceae. The record is from the annotation of a GenBank genome assembly.
AUGGACAUGGAAAUGAUACUAAUCUAUGUUUGCAUGGCCACCUUCUUAGCAUAUCUCUUCCUAAAACCACUCUUCACUCGAACCACCAACAAAAAGAACCUACCACCGUCUCCGUGGCGACUUCCGGUGAUCGGAAACCUUCACCAGAUGAGCCUUUACCCUCACCGCUGUCUCCAUUCCCUCAGCCUUCGUUAUGGACCGCUCAUGCUACUUCACUUCGGCUCCGUCCCUAUCCUCGUGGUCUCUUCUGCUGACGCAGCUCGUGACGUCAUGAAAACACACGACAUAAAGUUCUCCAAUCGCCCCAAAACUAAAACGGUCGAUAAACUUCUCAAGUGGGGGACAGAGAUAGGCUUUUCCCCUUAUGGCGAAUAUUGGAGGAAGGUUAAGAGUAUUUGUGUUAUGAAGCUCCUUAGCAACAAAACGGUUAGCUCUUUUGAGAAUAUAAGAGAAGAAGAGAUCAAUGUGAUGAUGGAGAAGCUUGAGAAAGCAAGUUUUUUGUCUUCACCCGUGAAUCUAAGUGAAUUCCUCACGACUCUUACAAACGAUGUAUUGACUAGAAUUGUCUUGGGAAGAAAAUAUAGCCACGAGGGAGGUGGAUAUAUUUCUCAGAACGUAGUGAGGAGAUUCAUGGAGCUCUUAGGUGCUUUCCCUAUCGGCGAUUUCAUUCCUGUUCUGGCAUGGAUAGAUAGAAUCCGAGGUUUGGAUAGUAAAGUGGAUCAUGUAUUAAAAGAGGAUAUGUUGUUUGCGGGAACGGUAACGACUUUCACUCUAAUAGAGUGGACAAUGACAGAGCUUAUGAGACAUCCAGAGUGUAUGAAAAAACUCCAAGAUGAGAUUCGUUCCGUUUCAACUCAUAAUUCAUAUGUGUCGGAGAAAGAAGUUGAGAAGAUGAAUUAUUUAAAUCUUGUGAUCAAGGAGGUGCUUCGAGUGCAUCCCCCCGCUCCAAUGAUUCCCCGACAAGUGAGUGAAGAUGUCGAGUUACAUGGAUAUGACAUAGCGGCAGGAACACAAGUGCUAAUCAAUGUAUGGGCGAUCCAACGAGAGACUGCAACAUGGGGACCAGACGCAGAAGAGUUUAGGCCAGAGAGGCAUUUAGAUUUGCUUGUGGAUUUUCAAGGACAAAACUACAACUAUAUUCCAUUUGGAUCAGGAAGAAGAGGAUGUCCUGGAAUAGGGUUUGCAUUAGCUUUGGUAGGAGUUACAUUAGCCAACCUUGUGAAAAGGUUCGAGUGGAGAGUCCAUGUGGAAACAAUGGGAGAUGAUAAGCCUGAUCUAGCUGAAGCAGUUGGUGCUGAUGUUUGCCGCAAGUUUCCUCUUGUUGUCUGUCCAUCCUCUGUUUGA